Molecule: messenger RNA, 2480 nt
Organism: Rhododendron vialii
Lineage: Eukaryota; Viridiplantae; Streptophyta; Magnoliopsida; Ericales; Ericaceae
Product: cysteine-rich receptor-like protein kinase 5
Exons: 8
Coding region: 57-2162 (701 amino acids)
Biological process (GO): protein phosphorylation
Molecular function (GO): protein kinase activity; ATP binding
Source: RefSeq, a predicted model, not a curated record
CCAUCCCAAAUCAUUCACGUGGACUCAGCGUUGAUCGACGAGUUCGAUUGAUAACCAUGGCAGCCUCGAGAGUCCCUUUGCCUCUUUACACAUUUUGCUUGCUUGGCCUCCUGAGCCCCUCAACAACCGUAGCAGCUGAGCCCCAAUUUGUCGAUAAACUUUGCCCAGUCGAUCCACCAAGCACAAACGAUCACUCCGCUGAUCACCACCUGACCACCACCUUACACUCCGAUCUCUCCUCCGCUCUCUUCUCCAGUCUCUCGACAAACCCCACCGCGCUCACCAACGGCUUUUACAGCUUCACCGCCCGCAGGCCUACCAGCGAUGCCUCUUACGGACUCUUCCUAUGCCGCGGCGACCUCUCCCCCGCCGACUGUUUCGACUGCAUCGUCUUCGCGACUAAAGAUGUAACCACACGGUGCCCCGGAUCGAAGCAGGUCAUAAUCUGGUACGACGAGUGCAUGCUACGCUACUCCAACGUCUCCAUCUUCGGCACUCUGGACGUAUCGUACCAUAGUGGUUCCACUAAUGAUGCUAUACUCAUAGAGGACCUCGAUUUUCCUAGCGUGUUGAGAGGGGUCUUGGACAAUAUAGUUGCUCAGGCUUCGAGGGGAGACUCGAGUAAAAAAUUUGCUACAGAAGAAAAUCUCUCUAUGAUUAAUCGAAAGCUGUACUCACUAGCACAAUGCACGCCAGAUUUAUCUACUUCGAAUUGCAGUGACUGCCUUAGUCAGUGCACCGAUAAUCUAUUCAGCAAAUACAGCGGAUAUUCGUAUGCCAUGUAUCGCUUUCCAAGCUGUAAUGCCGGGUUUGCCACUUUCCCAUUUUAUAGCACGUCCACCGCAACUCCGCAUUCGCCUCCGCCAGUCCUUCCUCCACGUCCGCAUCCGGGUUUGCCUCCACCAGUCCUUCCUCCGCGUUCGCCUGCUCCAGUCCUCCCUCUGCCGCAUCCUCCUACAAGCAAUCCUGGAAAGAAGGGAAUUUCUUUCAAAGUGCACAACCUCAUUGCCAUCGUAGUAGUUCCGAUCGGGGUCUCUAUUAUAGUGCUUUCCGUCGCAUGUUUCUGUUUCAUAAGUAGGAGGAGGGAAAAGAAGAAACUUAAAAACAAUAUUAGAGAAGAUUCUGUUUGGACUGAAAUCACAUCAGUAAAGCCCUUGCGAUAUGAUUUGGGUGCGAUUCAAGCUGCCACAAACAACCUCUCGGAUGAAAAUAAAAUUGGCGGAGAUGGAUUUGGACCGCUCUACAAGGGAUUACUUGGAGAUGGACAAACAAUAGCUGUGAAGAAGCUAUCUCGAACCUCAGGGCAAGAUAUAGAAGAAUUCAAGAAUGAGGUGGUAUCGGUAGCCACGCUUCAGCAUAGGAAUCUGCUCAAGUUACUGGGAUUUUGCUUGGAAGGAGAAGAAAAGAUGCUCAUCUAUGAACUUCCGCCCAACAAAAGCCUCGAUUGCGUUCUGUUCGAUCCGCAACAACAACAACAACCGUUGGAUUGGUCAAGACGUUACAAGAUUAUAAGAGAGAUAGCUGGAGGGAUGUUGUACCUUCAUGAAGAUUCUCAGCUUAGAAUCAUCCACGGUGACCUUAAAGCUAGCAAUAUUCUAUUAGAUGGUGAUAUGAACGUAUAUAUUUCAGAUUUUGGCAUUGCCAGGAUCUUAGGAGUGGAUAAAAAUCAAGGAAAUGCAAGUGAAAUCGAUGGAACAUUGGAUCAUAUGUCUUCAGAAUAUGCGAUGCAUGGACAAUGGUCUGUCAAGUCUGAUGUGUUUAGCUUCGGGAUCUUAGUUCUGGAGAUUAUUACUGGAAAAAAGAAUAAUGUCUUGUAUCAAUCAGACACUCCCAUGGACCUUCUGAGCUAUGCUCGGAAGCUUUGGAGUGAUGAAGCACCAUUGGAUUUGACGGAUGCAACUGAGAUAGGGCCUUAUUCGAAAAAUGAAGUCACAAGAUGCAUCCAUGUCGCCUUAUUAUGUGUUCAAGAUGAUCCGGAUGCCAGGCCCUCCAUGGCAAUCGCAGUUCCAAUGCUCGAUGGCUAUUCUACUACGUUGUCGAUUCCCCAACCACCUGCAUUCCUCACUCAGAGUAGAACUGACAUUGCGUUGAAUCGGUCUAGGAGCAAAUCAAUAGUGUGGUCUGUGAAUGAAGCAUCAAUCAGUGAGCUAGAGCCAAGGUAAUAUGAGUAGCAUAGACCGAUAUCAAGCAUUAAGUCUAGAAUGGACACUAUGUGGCAUGAGAUAAAUAAGCAACAAUGUCUCACAAUGUUUUAAGUGGGAAAGCCAAUAUGGGCAUGAAUUUAGAGCCUCAUAUGGCUCGUUCUAAUUUGGCCUUCUUUCUUUCUUUGUCUUUAUUUUUUCUCCUUCAAAAGCAGAAAGAAAAUGUACUUGUUAAUUUGUUUUGUAUUAUGCAAAAAAAUCCAAGAUGAGCAAGAAUUCAGGGCCUCAUUUGGCUCGUUUUAAUUUGGCUCUUCUUUGUAUGUUUUCUUUUUAAGUCAU